GCAGAUUUCAGCAUCAGAGCACAACAGAAUAGACAAGCGAGCUUCAACUCAAAUCAUAGAGAACUUCCAACCGCAGAAAAAAUAAUCAGAAUAAAAUGAAGGCAAUAAUACUCUACGCUGGACUCAUCUGUGCUCUCUGCCUUUUUCGCACACUCAAUGCAGCACCCGCAGAUACAACAACACCUUUCGAAGAUGAGAGAGAUCAGCUGGCUGUGCUGGAGCAAGAACCUACUAUACUGGAGUUGAGUCGUCAAAAACGUGCCACUUGCGAUCUUCUAAGCGGUUUCGGCGUAAAGCAUAGUGCCUGUGCGGCGCAUUGCUUGCUGCGUGGCAAUCGUGGUGGUCAUUGUAACGGUCGUGGCGUCUGUGUAUGUCGAAACUGAAGGGGAACCAGCAGUCAAUCGGGAUUAUUAUUAUUUUUGGGGGAAAAGAACAAAAUAUGAAGAAAGUCAUUAAAGAAUUUAUAAAGAAUGCUAAAUUUUGACGAGAAUUUUACAAAUUUUAAGCAAAAUUCUCUGUGAAUAUUUGGGUUUAAAUAAAUAAAAUACAAAUAAAAA
This is a messenger RNA of Ceratitis capitata (Mediterranean fruit fly), 557 nucleotides long. Its product is annotated as phormicin-like. Lineage: Eukaryota; Metazoa; Arthropoda; Insecta; Diptera; Tephritidae. Bases 96 to 383 code for a protein of 95 amino acids. Gene Ontology annotation, biological process: defense response to bacterium; humoral immune response. The record is from RefSeq and is a predicted model, not a curated record. The transcript has a single exon.